CGCUAGCCGCUACGCUACUAUCUACGUCGCCACGACAUCUCCCAUAAGAUGGUAGCCGCAGCCGCAGCCGCAGCUGCAGCCACAGCCACAGCCACAGCCACAGCCACAGCCGCCGCGCUCCUCGCCCCCGGUCUAAAGCUCUGCGCGGGCCGCGCGCGCGUCUCCUCUCCCUCCGGCCUCCCACCCCGCCGCGUCACUGCCAUGGCCUCCGCCCCCAACUCCUCCUUCCGCCCAGAGGAGGCGCGCUACCCUCCCGCCCUCGAGCUCCCGAUCCCGCGGCUCUCCAAGUUCAAGGUGGCGCUGUGCCAGCUCUCGGUGACGGCGGACAAGAGUCGCAACAUCGCGCACGCGCGAGCGGCCAUCGAGAAGGCAGCCUCCGACGGCGCCAAGCUCGUGGUUCUCCCCGAGAUAUGGAAUGGCCCUUACUCAAAUGACAGCUUUCCAGAGUACGCCGAGGACAUUGAAGCUGGCGGAGAUGCAGCCCCUUCAUUUUCAAUGCUGUCAGAGGUUGCUCGCAGUUUACAAAUCACUCUUGUUGGUGGGUCCAUAGCUGAACGUUCUGGCAACAACUUAUACAAUACAUGCUGUGUCUUUGGUUCAGAUGGCCAGCUGAAGGGUAAACAUAGAAAGAUCCAUCUUUUCGACAUUGACAUUCCAGGAAAGAUCACUUUCAAGGAAUCAAAGACUCUUACUGCUGGGCAGAGCCCUACUGUUGUAGACACAGAUGUUGGGCGCAUUGGUAUUGGUAUAUGCUAUGACAUCCGUUUCCAGGAACUAGCAAUGUUAUAUGCUGCAAGAGGUGCUCAUUUGUUGUGCUAUCCUGGUGCAUUCAACAUGACUACUGGACCACUGCAUUGGGAGUUGCUGCAAAGGGCGAGCAUAUCUAAAAGUAGUUCAAAACAAGUCAGAACCUUGAUCAGAACUCAUAAUUCUUGGAGGGCUGCAGACAAUCAGCUGUUUGUUGCAACAUGCGCUCCAGCUCGAGAUACCAGUGCAGGCUAUGUUGCUUGGGGACACUCCACUCUUGUUGGACCUUUCGGAGAGGUGAUUGCUACAACGGAGCAUGAGGAGGCGACCAUAAUAGCAGAUAUUGACUACUCACUGAUUGAGCAGAGGAGGCAAUUUCUUCCUGUGCAACACCAGCGGCGUGGCGAUCUCUAUCAGCUGGUAGAUGUCCAGAGACUGGGUUCUCAGUAGCGAGCCUGGAUGCGGCUGUGUGCCCGCUCUGCAGGCUUGCUCGUACUACUUCGGCUCUGCAGGCUUGCUCGUACUACUUCGUUCAUGAGAUGCAUGUCUAUGGGUUCUAGAGAUCGACCAACAUGAUGAGUGAAGGCGGAGAGGACGCAAUAAGGCGACUGUAGUUGUACCUUCAGUGGUGUCUCCAGUUGCCAAAUAAAUUGGUUACUUUAACGUCUGAAGAAAACCUCCCUCCAUGGGACGAAGAUAAAACGGAGGACUGCGACUUCCCUUUGGGCCCGACUAGUUUGAAGUUUGUACUAGCUUCGGGGGUGUCUGGGAGUCAAGUUUUUUUUCACAGUUUUGGUAGAAUACUGUAGUAUUCUCGAAUACUACGGUAUUAUAUACAAAAUGUUGUUUGGCAAUCUAGAUAAAAUCUAUGUUUUUAAAACUGAAGUAUUGCAAAUACCUUAGGGCAUGUUUGGAAAUGCGGUUUUGAAA
Messenger RNA from Zea mays, 1677 nucleotides. RefSeq lists its product as uncharacterized. The transcript has 11 exons. Gene Ontology annotation, biological process: L-glutamine metabolic process; oxaloacetate metabolic process. Gene Ontology annotation, molecular function: omega-amidase activity. The record is from RefSeq and is marked validated. Gene Ontology annotation, cellular component: mitochondrion. Lineage: Eukaryota; Viridiplantae; Streptophyta; Magnoliopsida; Poales; Poaceae. Bases 49 to 1197 code for a protein of 382 amino acids.